AUGUCGAAUCUCGCUGAAAAAGAGCCGUUUAUUCCUACGGCGUCCGUAUCAACUUCUAUCACAUUAUCAAGUGAACAAUUCGACAAAUUAGUAAGUCGAUCUGCAAAAUCCAGUGGAAUAGCUAAUCCAGCUGCACUUGGUCUUGCUGCAUUUGCUUUAACAACAUUUGUCCUCUCAGCAUUCAACGCAGGAAAUUAUCUAAUCGAUAUUCGAUUAGAACCAGUUGUAUUACCUUUGGCAUUAUUUUAUGGUGGAUUAGCACAAGUUCUCGCUGGAAUGUGGGAAUUCAAAUUAAAUAAUGUAUUCGGUGCAACGGCAUUCACAAGUUACGGAGCAUUUUGGAUGUCAUUCGCCGGUUAUGUUCAUAUUAUUGUACCGCAUAUCAAACAAUACGGAAAUGUGAAAAAGGCAACAAGUCUUUUUCUUUUAGCUUGGUUCAUAUUCACUCUCAUCAUGAAUGUUGCUGCUUUGAAAGUAUCAAAAUUUUUAUUGGUCUUAUUCACCAUAUUAGAUGUCACGUUCUUGUUACUAUUCCUCGGAAAUUUUUUCAAUAUUCCUUUAAUUGUGAAUAUUGGAGGAUGGUUUGGAAUUCUAACAGCAUUCGUCGCUUGGUAUGGAUCUGCCGCGGUUGUUAUUAAUUCAACUUUCAAGCGACAAGUCUUACCCCUUGGUGUUUAUUCUUAA
This is a messenger RNA of Adineta ricciae, 684 nucleotides long. NCBI's taxonomy places the organism in Eukaryota, Metazoa, Rotifera, Eurotatoria, Adinetida, Adinetidae. The record is from the annotation of a GenBank genome assembly.